AUGUAUUUGUCAAGAUUCCUCUCUCUCCAUGCCCUGUGGGUUACUGUGUCUUCGGUAAUGCAACAUUAUCCUUCCGUUUGGGGACAUUACGAUGUGUGCAAGACACAGAUUUAUAUGGAUGAAGACAAGAUCUGGGAUUAUACAGCCUGUCAGCCUGAAGCCAUAGAUAUGAUGAAACACGUUAAAGUAAACCUGGAGCCACCUAAUAUAACAUGUGGAAAUCCACCGGAGACCUUCUGCGGGAUGGGGAAUCCCUACAUGUGCAAUGAGUGUGAUGCAACCAUUGAUGAACUGGCACAUCCACCUGAACUGAUGUUUGAUGCCGAAGGAAGGCAUCCCUACACCUUUUGGCAGUCGACCACAUGGAAAGGUUACCCAAAGCCUCUCCAAGUGAACAUUACCCUGUUUUGGAACAAAACGGUCGAACUCACAGACAACAUAGUCAUCACCUUUGAAUCUGGCCGCCCAGACCUAAUGAUCCUGGAGAAGUCCCUCGACUAUGGACGGACGUGGCAACCGUACCAAUAUUAUGCUACAGAUUGUCUAAAUGCUUUUAACAUGGAACCAAAAACAGUGAGGGAUUUAUCUCAGCAGACAGUCCUAGAAAUCAUUUGCACAGAAGAAUAUUCCACGGGGUACAUGGCCAACAGUAAGAUCCUCCACUUUGAGAUUAAGGAUAGAUUUGCAUUCUUUGCUGGGCCUCGGCUUCAUAAUAUGGCUUCUCUCUAUGGGCAGCUCGACACCACCAAGAACCUCAGAGAUUUCUUUACUAUCACAGACUUGAGGAUAAGACUGCUCAGGCCAGCAACUGGGGAAUUAUACGUGGAUCCACAGCACAUGACACGCUACUUUUAUGCAAUCUCCGAUAUAAAAGUAGUUGGAAGGUGCAAGUGUAAUCUUCAUGCCACUGGCUGCAAAGUUGAAAAUAAAAAAUUAUUAUGCGAGUGUGAACACAAUACCACAGGCCCAGAUUGUGGGAAAUGUAAGAAGAAUUAUCAGGGACGGCCUUGGAGUCCAGGUUCCUAUCUGCCCAUUCCUAAGGGCACUGCAAAUAUCUGUAUGCCCAGUAUUUCCAGCAUUGGUAACUGUGAAUGCUUCGGCCACUCCAACCGGUGCAGUUACAUCGAUCUGCUCAGUACAUUCAUUUGUGUGAGCUGUAAACACAACACUAGAGGGUACCACUGUCAAUUGUGCAGGCUGGGCUACUACAGAAAUGCUUCUGCAAAGCUGGACGAUGAAAAUGUAUGCAUAGAGUGUAAUUGUAACCGUUUGGGCUCAGUCCAUGAUCGCUGUAAUGAAAAAGGAAUUUGUGAGUGUAAGCAGGGAGCAACAGGGCCUAAGUGUGAUAAGUGUCUGCGGGGAUAUAACUGGCACAUCCAGGGUUGUCAAUCAAACGUAUGCGACAAUGAACUUCAAAUUUGCCAGAAUGGAGGGACAUGCCACAACAAUAUACGCUGCCAGUGCCCGGAAGGCUACACUGGUGUACUGUGUGAGAAGCGGAGUUGUGAUGUGGAUCCAGACGGCUGCAGCGAAAGUUCAGGGCAAGGGGCAAUAUCGAUACAAACCCUUCUACUUCUACUAUCACCAAUUGCUCCAUUGGGAUUAAGUGGGCCUUUUAUAUUUUAAGCUACGCCGCUCGGGAGACAUCGGCUUCAGACUGCUUUGCGAGAAAGGUGUCCAGAAAAGAAAGAAAGAAGGGGAAAAAACAGAUGCAAAUAAGAAUUUUCAAAAUAAGGGGGGAAAUUAUGACAAUUUUCACACAUAUAUAGACUAAAGAAAAAGGCCUGAACUGAACUAAGCCAUAUGUAGAACCCAACCCGACCAAGACUGUUACUUCUUGGCUGACGCUUAAGUGAGACAGCUGCCAAUAAUAUUACAACGACUCAACACGACGGCUGCAGGCACUUACACAGGUUCAAAAAAAGGCUUGGAUAGCCACCCCCCACCACCACCCCGGAUGGAAAUCCAAAACAGAAAUGACAAAAGAAAAACAACACAAAAAAACUUGCUCUUUCAAACU
Molecule: messenger RNA, 2020 nt
Organism: Thamnophis elegans (Western terrestrial garter snake)
Lineage: Eukaryota; Metazoa; Chordata; Lepidosauria; Squamata; Natricidae
Gene: NTNG1
Product: netrin G1
Exons: 7
Coding region: 1-1626 (541 amino acids)
Molecular function (GO): cell-cell adhesion mediator activity
Source: RefSeq, a predicted model, not a curated record